AUGCCAUCACAGCACGUCAUCUUCCAUGGUGGCACGGAAUGGACUGUACUGUCGGCGUAUGGACCAGAACAUCUGGAGAACAGAUACACCAAGCAAUUGGCACGUACCACCAACGCGCUCUUGCAUGACGACCAGCGGAAGCGUUUUUAUUCAGGCAAUGUACCUGAGACCAGACAAUAUUUCGGCGAAUAUUCCGUGCCAUCAACCACAUACGGAGACGGGAUUAGCCUAUGGGGGCGGUAUUUCGAUAGGGGCGUAGCGGAUGCAAAAUUGCAUCCGCGGCCACAGGGCCGAUUAAAGGAUUAUCGGGCAGUUGCGCGUGGAACGACGGUCAAUAAACCGGAGACUUCCAUGGAAAGCUCCCCACGGAGGGCCACGUACGUGUCGAUCGAGGACGAGAUCCUCCAGACGUCGGCCGGUGUCGGCGGAGCGGAUUAUGUAUAUGGGCGUGCAUUCCAGAGGGCUGUGGGAUCUGGGCGUCCUGCGCCGCACCGACACACAGACUCUGAGAGUACCGAGAGUACCGCGAGCCUCGAGAUUGUCCAGGAAGGGAGCGAAGAUGUAGCCCGUCCGCGUACGAAGACAUGGACCGACUUCUCGCGACUCUCGAUAAACGUCACAACAGAGGGUGGAAGCCAGCGUCUGCUAGACCUGCGAGUACCUCUGUAA
Rhodofomes roseus is the source of this 669-nucleotide messenger RNA. RefSeq lists its product as uncharacterized. Lineage: Eukaryota; Fungi; Basidiomycota; Agaricomycetes; Polyporales; Fomitopsidaceae. The record is from RefSeq and is a predicted model, not a curated record. The transcript is spliced from 3 exons. The coding region runs from base 1 to 669 and encodes 222 amino acids.